GCGCACUUGAUUUUGUGUUAUUUUCAAGCACAAAAGGCAUGGAAUCUUAUUCUGCAGAAACUCACUUGAUACUGAGUACAGACCGUUUUCAUACAGCCUGAGGGCGCCCGCCUGCCUUCAUACCGACCAAAACAUGCAAGCACAACAGCUCCUUCAUGACCCUGGCGUUUCCUCUGAGACAAUUGUUUUUUGCAUACUUUCAUGGCAAUGAAGCCGUGUUUUUGUGGUUUCUGUUUAUCUCACUGUGUGAUUCUCCAGUAUUGGAAUGUCUUUAUUGGCCGCUUAUCCUUACCAUUUUUCCACUGGAGUUUGCAGGAGAUUGUAAACAGUUGUGUUUCUGUCAGACGCCAGGGGAGCAGUCCCAUAAAUAUAAGUUUAAGCAUGUCUGUGUCGCACCUUCCGCUCCCUGCGUCUACUGUGGCAGUGUGGAGUGUUUUUCCACUUCAGACACGCGAGUGUUAAACAUAAACAAACACGACUUUCUGCAUGCCUUAGACUUUAAAGAUACAGUGGAACUUCUGAGCUUCUAUUUUUCUUCCAGUAGGAAGUAAUGGAAAUAUAAAUAAUCUGUUCCAGGGUCAAACUGCUGCCAUUAUAUUGCAUUUAUUAACUGUACAGGCAAUGUUUUAGGUAACAUUUUAAUAGUCUUAACAAAAAUAAGACAACGAGUCUUAAUAUGAAGAUAAAUAAAACACCCCUUUCUAAGCUACUCACUUCUCUUACACAAGUGUAAAAAGAAGCUAACCAUCAUCUGAUGCAAAAAAACAGACCAUAACAUUGCCUUAACUUUCAUCAAGUGUUUAUAUUCAUUUUCUCUUCUUACGCUCUUCUUAUCAGAGCGUGUUUUGGGCCCUAUGAUCUCUGUGUUCACGGAAUCGCGGAAUUGGCCAAUAAAAACGGAAUUCACUGUUUAACUGCGGAAUCUCGCGGAAUUUGACGUAAUGUAAAUGAAACGCUGUCCUCGAGAGGAGAAGGAAGUGUUUCCCCGGCGGGCUGCUCAAUUGUGGCGGAAUCUCAUCGCAAACAAUAACCCGCACCGUCCCGAACUAAACAUAUCACAAUGGCGACCGCUUUAAUGUAAGCGAAAGUUUUACCGACGUCAUGCAAGGUCUGAGUGAAAGAAGACGAGAGGCACGUUUACCCUUGCACCCAGCUUGUCUUAACCGUCAACAGACAUUCUCAACACACACAACACACUUCCUGCCUUCAAAAUAGGAGCGCUGUUUGCCACACCUUGUCUAAUUGUGUGAACAAAAAAAAAACAAAGAAAAAGCAAAAACACAGAGUUAAUUCUUUGAAGUUUGUGAGAUAGGCUAAAGUCUUGUGAGAUUUGCUGUCACAUGUCGUCAUCCAUGAUGGCGGUCUGUCUUUUUGAAUAAUUGUUGUAAAAAAUGCCAAAGAAAACCCAAACGCACAAGUCACUUUGAUGCGCGACACCUACGUCACUUCCUCCUUUCGCACAUUUUUUACAACAGCGCUUUUGCGACGUCACAUGCUGUGGUAUUUAUUAUUUUUUACAUUUAUGAACAUAAAUGGUCAAUAACCAUCCAUCCAUCCAUUUUCUAUGCCGCUUCUCCUCAUUAGGGUCACGGAGGCACGGAUCCCAGCUGACUUGGGGCGACAGGCGGGGUACACCCUGGACUGGUCGCACAACACAUAUAGACAAACAACCAUUCACAUUCACAUUCAAAUCUGUGGACAAUUUAGAGUCUCCAAUUAACCUAACGUGCAUGUUUUUGGAAUGUGGGAGGAAACUGGAGUACCCGGAGAAAAUCCACACACGCACGGGGAGAACAUGCAAACUCCACACAGAAAAUGCCGGAGGGAGAAUCGAACCCAGGUCUUCCCGAUCUCCAGACUGUGAUUGUGUGGCCAACAUGCUAAUCACUAGACCAGAUUGGACUGAUGUCUGUUACAGUGUUUCCAGUGCGACUACUCAUGGUGUCCUUCCUCAUGCUGCUAGCGUGGCCCUUCGCCUUCGUGGCCUCGCUGGGACGCUCCGAGUUUGUGGUUGAGUCGCAGUCAUGGUGGAGAUGUUUCGUAGACCUAGCCCUGCGUGUCAUCAUGCGAGCCAUGUGGUUCUGUGGAGGCUUCCAUUGGAUUAAAGUGAAAGGGGAACAGGCGGCGCCUUCCGAGGCCCCCAUCCUCACCGUGGCGCCACACUCCACCUACUUUGACGCUAUCCCAGUCACCUUCACCAUGUGCUCCAUUGUUGCCAAACUGGAGAGUAGUAGUAUUCCCGUCUGGGGAACUUUGAUGAAGUACAUCAGACCAGUGUUUGUGUUCCGCUCGGAUCACGACUCUAGGAGACAAACUGUUGAGGAGAUCAAGAGGAGAGUGCAGUCCGGAGGGGAGUGGCCUCAGAUCAUGAUAUUUCCAGAGGGCACUUGCACAAACAGGUCGAGCCUCAUCUUAUUCAAGGCUGGUGCCUUCAUCCCAGGAUUCCCAGUACAACCAGUAGUGUUGCGGUACCCAAACAAACUGGAUACGACUUCAUGGACGUGGCGAGGACCCGGCGCGUUCAAGAUCCUUUGGCUCACUCUGUGCCAGCCUCAUAAUUCUAUGGAGGUAGAGUACCUGCCUGUUUAUACUCCAUCUGAUGAGGAGAAGGAAAAUCCAAGUCUGUUUGCCAGUAAUGUCAGAAAAAUCAUGGCAAAAGCGUUGGAGUUGCCGCUCACGGAUCUGUCCUUCGAGGACCGAGAGGUCAGCUUUGCACAGGGGCCCCUGCGUGCCUACAACCCCAGCAGCCUGCUGGAGUUUAACCACCUGGUGCGCCGCUUGGGGCUUAAGACCACAGAGAGCUUGUUAAAGGAGCAGGUCAGCAGAGUCAGGAAGCUGCGGGAACAUCAGCUCAGUUUGGAGGACUUGGCCCUCUUCGUCCACGUGCCUGUUUCAGUUACACUCAAGCAAGUCCACAGCCUCUUCGGCCAGAACGAAGAAGGACAGAUAGACAUCAGACACUAUGUUAUUGCCUUGUCUACUAUUCACCGACCAUCAAGAGCAAUGGAGACCCUCAAGAUGGCCUUCCAGAUGUACGAGAAUGAGGACAGCGGCCACGUCCACGAGCAUGAACUCGCCGCCAUGUUAGAAAUAAUGUUGGGGGUGAAAGAAGUGGAGCUCUCCAUGGUGUUUAUGUCGCUCGACGGGCCAGACACUGGCAAGAUCACAUAUGAUGAACUUCGCUGUUUCAUAGCAGAGCAUCCACGCUUCGUCCAGGACUACCUUGAUUUUAAAGACCACCCUCGCCAUUUCUGUGUCCGCCCGCGUAACACUUGCAAUGGACAGACCUGCGACAAAGACAACUGAGGGUUGGACUUGAGAGGCUCCCUUUUCUCUCACCACAUUUCUAUUUAUUCAUCUCUUUUUCUGGGGCAACAGCCACUUCUGUGCCUUUAAAGCAGGUAGAGGGUUGAAUGCUGAACCUAACAGAAGUGAUGGGAAUGCGAUCUAAGAUCUGCCUUACAAAUCUAUGACUAUUUUACGACACUUGUGUAAAUCCUUAAAUGUUCCAGCAUACGAGGGUUCUGCCUCGUGGGAUGCGGGAGCUUCAUAAAGCAUAAGAAACUGACAUUUUUUUUUUUUUGGUACUUUGCCAUUUUUUCUGACUUUUCUUAUCAUUUUCAGCCCAUAGACACACAUUCAACAAAUAAACAUUCACUUAAACACCAAAUUUGUUCAAGGAAUUAAUCAUGUGCGCCUAAACUGUCCUUCAAACACUGCAAAAUACUUUUUAAGCGGUUGAACCUCGAUUCAGAUGCAAAACAAUGCAAUGAUUUGCAUCUUGACACAAGUCAAAUAAAUACAUUCUACUUGUUUUUAUUUAUAACAAAAAGAGCUUAAUAAUUGCCAACUUGUUUUUGCAUCAUUUUCACUUUUAAGUUUUGAGUAUUUGAGUCCACAUGGUGGCGCCAGCUCCCUAAAUCACACGAGACGCACCACUGCCCACCUGAUGGACAGGAAAAGCAUUACCUCAUCCCCUUCCUUUCAUUCCUCCAGGUAAAAAUAGACAGAUUAAGCCUUGGCUUUGAUGAGAGAAGCCUACAGAGGAGGUGUGGAAGCUGGUGAGAAAGCGCGAGAGAGACUAAAUGGAUCGUUCUGCUCCAAAUCCAAUUCCUAAUAGCUGCAGGGAGGGUGGGUGGG
Messenger RNA from Dunckerocampus dactyliophorus (ringed pipefish), 4140 nucleotides. RefSeq names its product lysophosphatidylcholine acyltransferase 1 (gene lpcat1). The coding region runs from base 1906 to 3306 and encodes 466 amino acids. The transcript is spliced from 14 exons. Lineage: Eukaryota; Metazoa; Chordata; Actinopteri; Syngnathiformes; Syngnathidae. The record is from RefSeq and is a predicted model, not a curated record.